UGGAUUGAACAGAAUGAUCACUGACUUGAGGAGGACCAGACUCUUCUAGCUCACACACACAGCCAGAGAGAGCAGAGAGAGGGAGCGAGAGAGAGCGUGUGCUCAACUAGCAGGUCAUCCAGCUCAUAAAAUCUGUUGUGUUCUGACAACGAGAACAGAGAGCAGCAAGAAGACUUCAUUUAACAGGCACAACACACUGCGCGUUCUGAAAUGCACGGAUUAUGGAAACCACAUUUUAUCAAUACACCGUACAUUUCCAGUGUUCAGGCUUUUUGGUGACAGUAAAAGAGUAGCAGGAAGACUUCAGGAGUGUUUUUAAAGAGGACAGAAUGAAGCAAACCUCUGGACUCAUGGCUGUAUGAAAGAUGCCAUGAAGAAAAGAAGGAUAUAUCACCUCUAACUGAACUUGUUUUUGACAGUCUAUCAGUGUUAAUAAGGGACAUUAUGAACUUGCAUGCCAACAUUUCAAAACCUGUAUCCAAAAGCAUCUUCAUCUCUUCGAACCUGAUGCCCUUUGACCCCGACACCUGGACACCGAGCCCGGACAUCAUGCUGGGUAAUGUGGUCCGUAACAGUUCGUUUGGCUGUAACAGAAGUUGGGCUGAUACAGAAGCAUCUGUCUUCCCCAAUCUAUCCAUCAGCGGCACUUCCAGUGAAAGGAAAGAACAACUGUCAUGGCAAAGGUGCAACGGCGAGAUGAGUAAAGAGGAGUUAGUUCGGAAAAACUGGGCUGCUCUGCUGAUUUUGAUUGUGGUCAUUGUUACGGUUACCGGGAACAUUUUAGUAAUCAUGGCUGUCAAUCUGGAACGAAAAUUGCAAAAUGCCACCAAUUACUUUCUCAUGUCACUGGCAGUGGCAGAUAUGCUUCUGGGACUUCUGGUCAUGCCUGUCUCCAUGGUGACCAUUGUGUAUGGUUACUCCUGGCCCCUCCCUGCAUCAAUCUGUCCAAUGUGGAUCUACUUGGAUGUUCUCUUUUCCACUGCCUCCAUCAUGCACCUGUGCGCUAUCUCCCUGGACCGUUAUGUGGCCAUCCGGAACCCCAUCCGACACAAUCGGUCAAACUCCCGCUCCCGUGCCCGGGCCAAAAUCACGGCCGUUUGGACCAUCUCUGCAGGCAUCUCUAUGCCAAUCCCAGUGCUGGGUCUGCGUGAUCACACCAAAGUUUUCAAGGAUGGCAGCUGCCUAUUGACUGACAAUUCUUUUGUGUUGAUUGGGUCCUUUGUGGCCUUCUUUGUGCCAUUGACCAUUAUGGUGGUGACCUACUUCCUGACUAUCAGCGCUCUGCAGAGUGAGGCUACGCUCUGCCUUGAUCAACUGGUGCCCAGGCCCAAAUGGAGUACAGGAUUCACUCUGAACUUCCUCCCUGGCCCAUCAUUCUCACCCUCAGAGAAGAAACUCUUCUUGCGGCGCUCGUUGAGCCGCGAGGCGGGGACAGAGUCGGGGGUUGUGAUGCCACCUUUCGGACGGCACAGCGUACAGUCCAUCAGCAACGAGCAGAAGGCCUCCAAAGUUCUGGGUGUGGUCUUCUUCCUGUUCGUGGUCAUGUGGUGUCCCUUUUUCAUCACAAACGUUUUGGCAGUGGUUUGCGAGCCGGCGGCGUGUGACACUGAUAUAAUGAACGGACUGUUGAAUGUGUUUGUGUGGGUUGGUUACCUUUCCUCUGCCGUUAACCCCCUGGUUUACACACUCUUCAACAAGACUUACCGCUCUGCCUUUGCUAGAUAUAUCCGAUGCCAGUUUCACGAAGAGAAGAAACCGCUACAGCUAAUUCUGGUCAACACCAUUCCACCGCUGGCCUAUCAGUCCACACACCUGCCGCUCACUGGAUCAAUAGGCAAUGGGGAUUUCUCUCUGCCCCUUCCCAAUAAAAACCAACAUCUGUCCAAAAGCCGUAAAAAUGAGAGUGUCAGCUGCUUGUGAAUUCACUCAAUGAACUCACAAAAUGCCAGCCGUAACCCUGGAUUUUCUUCUGAGUCCGUGUUUGGCAUUCUAUCUUUCUUACCUCUACAGAAAUCAGCUCUGAUUGGUCUAAAGUAUUAGUAUUCAAAGCCCAACUGCAGCUAUGAACAAACAGCAUCACAGUCCAUGACUUGAUCACAGGGUACUGAUACAUCAAAAGACGUUCGUCUGACCGGGAUCUGUCCUUAGUACCAUCAGUGUCAGUUGAAUCAAUGGGAUAAAACUUCUCUGGUUAUAAAAAUUGUAUAUAAGUGUUAAGUCAGAGUUUCGGUUUGAUGUCAGGACUUUUCAUUUUUAUGUAGCACUUUAUAUUCCAGAAGGCAAAGUCUAAAAUCAUGGGAGUUCAGCUGUGUUUUGUUUACCAUGUCAGGUUUUUGAAAACAAGUGUGGAUAAAAGUUGUGAUGUGACUAGAGUUUUGUACUGUGUCAAACGAUUGAGAUGCUGUAGCCUCAUUCAUAAGCUGCUGGUUUAUCAUUUUACGUUUGCAUUCAAUGUCAUGGAAAAGAACAAGAAUCCUAUAGAAGCCUGUUUCCACUUCAGAGUAAAAACUAAAAGAGGUAAUUGUGAAAUUAAGUUUAAAAUAAGAAAUAAAGUCAAAUUGUAAAAUGAUAAAGCUAAAAAAUACAAAAGUACAUAUGUGAGAUACACAACUUCUCAAAAGUUUGGGGUUGGUAAGAUUUUUAAAUAUUUUUGAAAGAACUUUCUUAUGGUCACAAAGGCUGCAUUUAUCUGAACAGCAAUAUUGUAGAAUAUUACAGUUCAAAAUAAUGGUUUUCUAUUUUAAUAUACUGUAUUUUAAAAUGUAAUUUAUUCCUGUGAUGGCAAAGCUGAAUUUUCAGCAGUCAUUACUACAGUCUUCAGUGUCACAUUUGACUCUGAGGUGGAAAUGGGCUUCCAUAGAAACCUCCUCAAAUAAAGACUACAAAAGACUACAAUCCAGAUCAGAAAGCAUGCUGCUUGACCAGUAUCUUUGUGGUGGUAAAUAACAUAGCUAUAUGUUAAUCCACCAGCUAGACCAGCACCAAACUGGUAACCAGCAUAAACCAGCCUGGACCAGCACGGAAAGUCAAAGCUGUUCUUUUCAAACGGGAACUUAGUAUUCACUUUUGCAGCUUGUCAUUUGGACCCAUCAAAAAAAAUUUCUGAGACAUUUUGACAUUCCACAUAUUGUUCAGAUAGUGGCAGUACUCAAACCUAACACUUACCUUUGUCAGAUUUGAAGUUCAUUUAAAAUGUGCUUUUAAAAUCACCGGUAAGUUUUUAGUUCUGAAUAUGUACCUCUGCAUUCAGGGUUCCAUGGCAACACAGAGAGCGAUCUCAGGACCAUUCUUACAUCGCCACAGGUUCAAAUCUCAGCACCUUGUGAUCAGCACCUUUCUGAUUCUAUUUCCAGUGUCUGAAUUGACAGUGGUGUUGUUGUUGUUAUGGUGACGGUCAUAAACUUGUUUGCAGACAUUGAGUCAUCUCUGUUUCAUCUUUCUGAGUGGAUAAUUAUGCAGGUAUAUAUGUUUAUAUGUGCAGUGUUUAUCUGCCCUCAUUCCAUUAUAUCAUAGAUAUUUUGAAUUAGCUUGAACAAUAGAGCUGUAGAUGUUCUGAAGAACACUCAGUUACAAAUGUUUUUCUGCCAGCCUCUGUAUUUAUCAAGUCCCCCGCUUAUGGGUCUUUAUUUGGCUAUGUUAUGGGAGGCAAUGACAGUAAGCACAUGAAGUUACAUUAAGCCACACUUCACAUGUGUAACACAAGGUGACUCAGUAGUGUGCAGAAUGUGGCAAAAUGAUAUCAGAGGACAAUAGAGCUAUUCAGUUCGUAGUCCUAAAAUACAGAAACAAGCAUUUUCAUAAAACCAUGGUAGAUAAACAUGACUUAAAAACAAAAUAUGCUAUUAUACAAACCCAUAGAAAACUCCUGAGCGAACAAAUUCACUGCUUCCGAAACCGAAUACUUCCCUACUAUAUAGUAUGUGAAAAACAGUACACAAAAAAAGAGUAGUAUGUCUGAAUACAUAGUAUUUGAAAAACAGUGGGUAAAAAGUAGCCGGAUGAUGACCUACCCCAGAUAGCAGCUUUGUGCCGGCCCAGAUCCGGCCUACAUCUGCCACACAUGGCAUUAUGAUCUGGGCCACAUGUGGCGUAGAAUGAUGGCACUUGGGCGGACCGCUCCUGUUUGCCAGAUCUGAGCCACAAGCAGGCCAUAGCAAUGCCACAUGUCAGCCAAGAGCAAAGAAAUAAACCAGAACUGGACUUUAUCUGAGCCACAAAAUCUUUAUAUAUUAUUUAUAGAAUCAUCUUAGUAUUAACAAGCCUGCUAACAAGCAGAAUCACUGAAGGAAAGAAGAGAACAGAAAAAAGAGAGAAACAGAAACACAAGAGCUACAACUGACUUCAGCCACAGCCUUAGAUGAAAUCAAAUGAAGAUAAAAGAAGACAUUAAAUCUCUUCAGAUUUCAGCAGAGGAGGAUUAAACAACUCCAUAAGUAUUACAGCUUCACAUAUUACUAACCAGAUUGACUUUAUUUUUGUCAUUCAUCUACAGUUCUUAUUAAGUUCUUAUUGAGAAUUAACAGAAGUUUAACGCUCAUGUUUGUUUCAUUUGAAGUCACCAUAAUAGUGAUUGGUGUUUCUAUUUGGGUUAUUAACUCUUAUAAGAUGUUUUUUUUUUUUUUUUGCCACUGUGACAGUGUGAUUGUCAAGCACAUUUGCAGUAACAAAGAAAGCUGAAAUGUGAUCAGGUGAUUUUUAACUAUUGAUAGUUUUCUAAUCAUCAUGAAAUAGCCUGAAUCACUGAUGUCAUUUGAAUGUAAUAAUCGCAUUGGGCUGUAAUUAAUACAUUUAAAUUACAAACCCUGUUUUACUGCAACAUGACAUCACACUUUACUGCAAUAAUCAGUUUGAAGACUGAAGAUUAAAAAAAUGAGCAGAAAAAAAUAAACCACAAUGACAAACACAGAUAUGAGCAAUCAGCGUAUGAAUCUCAACGAUGGUGACAACAAAAUAUUCACAGAAUCAGAUCAACUCUGGACAUUACAAAAAGCUACUAAAAGACAGAACAAAAACCACAGCAAAAAAUAAAAGCAAAUAUUUAGAAUUAAAGAAAAUAAUAGGACAAUUCAGCUGCCUAUUUUUUUCAUGCUGUGAUGCAUGCUUGGAGUUUUGUACUAUUGUUCCCAGCAUGCAUUGCAGCAUGACACUUUUGAUUGUCACCUUUGUUGAGAUUCAUGUGCAGAUUUUUGAUGUCUUUGUGUCAGUUUAGAAUAUCUUAUGUGUAUUUUUUUUUUCCUGAUCGGUUUUGUUUCUAUUAUAAGAUUUUAGCGACGGUCUGUUUUGUUUGGUUGUGAAAUCCCAAUUGGUUUAAUUUUGCUAUGAGAUUUCAAUGGUAGUCAGUUGUGUUUUUUUAAGAGAUCUCAAUAGCAUUCAGUUUCAUUUUUUUACAAGAUCUCAAUGACUAUCCGUUUUGUUUCAUUACGAGUAGUGGUGGCGAGAUGAAGCUUCAUGAAGCUUUGAAGAUUUCAAGUCAGAUGUGUUGAAAAGUGGUUAAUUUCUCGAGGCUUGGAAUGCACGCAGAGACACCUGCUGGUCAAUGGAAAUGUGUCAGCGCUAAAAUGCGUGCUACAUGUUUCACGAAGUCUUGAUACAUUAACAGAUACACACAUAAACCCAUGUUAAAUAAAUAAAUAAAUUCAUAAAUUCAUUCAUUCAUUCAUUUAUGCAUUCUUUACGAGAUCUCAAUGACGGUAGGUUUGUUUCUUCGUUCCUUUACGUGAUUUCAGAGACGGACGGUUUUGUUAUAUUAUGAGAUCUCGAUGACGGUUGUUUGUUUUUUUCCAUUAUGAAAGGUCAGUUUUGUUUCGU
Messenger RNA from Ctenopharyngodon idella (grass carp), 5808 nucleotides. RefSeq names its product 5-hydroxytryptamine (serotonin) receptor 2A, genome duplicate a (gene htr2aa). Gene Ontology annotation, cellular component: dendrite; plasma membrane. Gene Ontology annotation, biological process: chemical synaptic transmission; G protein-coupled receptor signaling pathway, coupled to cyclic nucleotide second messenger. NCBI's taxonomy places the organism in Eukaryota, Metazoa, Chordata, Actinopteri, Cypriniformes, Xenocyprididae. The transcript has 3 exons. The coding region runs from base 445 to 1920 and encodes 491 amino acids. Gene Ontology annotation, molecular function: neurotransmitter receptor activity; G protein-coupled serotonin receptor activity. The record is from RefSeq and is a predicted model, not a curated record.